Acanthopagrus latus (yellowfin seabream) is the source of this 1028-nucleotide messenger RNA. It is a transcript of the gene cryaa, whose product is annotated as crystallin, alpha A. Bases 28 to 558 code for a protein of 176 amino acids. NCBI's taxonomy places the organism in Eukaryota, Metazoa, Chordata, Actinopteri, Spariformes, Sparidae. Gene Ontology annotation, molecular function: structural constituent of eye lens; protein folding chaperone. The transcript has 3 exons. The record is from RefSeq and is a predicted model, not a curated record. Gene Ontology annotation, biological process: protein refolding; response to heat; lens development in camera-type eye.
AAGCCAAGCUAAGCUCGACCAAUCACUAUGGAUAUUGCCAUCCAGCACCCCUGGUUCAGACGUGCCAUGAGCUCUGCCUACCCUGCCCGACUCUUCGACCAGUUUUUUGGAGAGGGCAUGUUCGACUACGACCUCUUCCCCUACACUGCCUCCACCAUCAGCCCUUAUUACAGACAGUCGCUGUUCCGCAGCUUUUUGGAUUCCUCCAGCUCCGGCAUUUCUGAGGUGAGGUCCGACAGGGAUAAGUUCACAGUCUACCUGGACGUCAAGCACUUCUCUCCCGAUGACCUCAGCGUGAGGAUCUGCGAUGACUACGUGGAGAUCCUGGGCAAGCAUGGAGAAAGACAGGAUGACCACGGAUACAUUUCUCGUGAGUUUCACCGCCGCUAUCGCCUCCCCGCAAGUGUUGACCAAUCAGCAAUCACCUGCACCCUGUCAACUGAUGGUCUGCUGACUCUGACCGGGCCAAAGGUCAUCGGGGGGAGUGAAUCCGGCCGCAGCGAGCGCAGCAUCCCCGUCACCCGUGACGACAAGCCCAACGCUGCUGCCUCCUCCUAGAGGCCGAGCGAUGCUGGAAGGCGCCUGGCCCUCCUACAGCCCGCAUCGACAGGGAUGGAUGACCACAGAAUCUCUAUCCUCCACCCUUUGGCUUCUUCCUCCUCUCCCUUUCCCUUAGAGGAUAUCUGUGUCCUCCUCACUUCACUUUCUCCUCUGUAGUUUCUUCUUAGCGCACAUUAGUAUCAUUGUUUGAGAUUAAUCGAAACUCUUCCAGUGAGGAUGGUUAAGUGAGGGGCGGCUGGACUUUUUAAGGAGAAAACUCAUCGAAGGACGAGACAUUAACACGACCUGAUGCUUCAUUCUGCAGAUUGUUGUUGAUCUGUGUCGGAGCGAGCCCUCUGACACUACAGAUCGCUGGGGUUAAGCUUGGUGGUAAAUGUCACACAUUGGCUUGUCCCAGAUUUCCCAUCAGUGAAGUUCUCUGAGGCCCUGGCUACUUCCAUUCUUGUGCUGACUCUUUGAACCCUCUC